Diospyros lotus (date-plum) is the source of this 1251-nucleotide messenger RNA. RefSeq lists its product as uncharacterized. Lineage: Eukaryota; Viridiplantae; Streptophyta; Magnoliopsida; Ericales; Ebenaceae. The transcript is spliced from 2 exons. Bases 1 to 1251 code for a protein of 416 amino acids. The record is from RefSeq and is a predicted model, not a curated record.
AUGACUCCAUCUCGUACUUUCACAGAAGCCCUUACACGGGCUAAUAAGUACAUCAAUGCGGAAGAGGUGAUGAAGGUAAAGAGGGCUGAACAGCCUGACAAGAAAGAAAGAGAGAAGGAGAAGAAAAAGCCGAUGGUGGAACAGAAGACGGACUACCGCCCCUCCCGAGCUCCAGAUCGCCUGGGUUUAGGGGGUGCACGGGGAAGCCCGGUGAGUUACACUCCCCUCAAUGCUAGUCGAGCAGAGAUACUCUUGGCACUGGAGGACAAGAAUUAUUUGCGACGUCCUCCCCCACUGAAGUCUCCACCCAACACUAGAAGCAAAAAGAAGUAUUGUCGUUUCCACCGCGACCACGGCCAUGAAACAGAGGACUGCAUCCAAUUGAAAGAAGAGAUACAGGAGCUUAUCAACAGGGGUUACCUCCGGGAUUUCGUUAGUCGAGGAGGUGUGAACUUGAGCAGGGUAGAAUCCCAACCGGAGCACAGAAGGAGGUCCCCUACUCUGGGAACAGUUCCAGGGCCUCACUCAACUGCUCCCAAGAGCGUGGUAAAGGAGAAGGUAGUCAUCACAUUUUCCGAAGAGGAUCUUCCGAGCUACCCCAACUAUUCAGAUCCGUUGGUGAUCACUGCUCAAGUAGGAGAGUGGGAGAUGAGGCGAAUCCUCGUGGACCCGGGUAGCUCUUCGGAGAUUCUUUACAAGAGGGCAUUCCUAGGGAUAGGGUUCACUCUCGAACAGCUGAGGCCAGUUCGUGUCCCUUUGGUUGGUUUUGAUGGAAUGGUGAUUCAUUCCAAGGGGUUGAUCCGGUUACCCCUAACAGUCGGUAGUGGCUCUCAUAAAUCCCAGGUGACGUUGGAUUUUUUGGUCGCUGAUGUGCCCUCGACAUACAAUAUGAUUCUUGGUAGGUCCGGGCUUAGUGCCCUGAGGGUGGUACCAAGCACAUAUCACAUGGUGUUGAAAUUCUUUACUCCGGGAGGGAUUGGCAAGGUAAGAGGGGACCAACGGCAGGCUAGGGAAUGCUACAUAGCCUCUUUGAGUGCCACUAUAGCCAAGGGGUCAGAGUCAGACUCAAGGCUGAACCAGGAUGCUAUCCCUCAAGACGGUCAGGGCCUGAUGCAAACGAAACAGGGAAAAGCCUUAAGUAUAGGAGCAGGUCAGAGAUCGGCAAGGGGGGAGGGACAGAGUUCUGCCGCUCCUCCCAUGGUGGUUACCAGUUUUAUUUUGGAAGGUCCGGAGAAGCCCAAGACCUCGUAG